Messenger RNA from Neurospora tetrasperma FGSC 2508, 3179 nucleotides. RefSeq lists its product as uncharacterized. The transcript is spliced from 2 exons. NCBI's taxonomy places the organism in Eukaryota, Fungi, Ascomycota, Sordariomycetes, Sordariales, Sordariaceae. Gene Ontology annotation, molecular function: 5'-flap endonuclease activity; crossover junction DNA endonuclease activity. The record is from RefSeq and is a predicted model, not a curated record. Bases 1 to 3105 code for a protein of 1034 amino acids.
AUGGGCAUCAAAGGCAUUUACAAAGAAAUCGGGCCCGGGCAACGCAUCUCCCUCACCGCCCUCGCCACCACCCACCUCGAAACCACCGGCCGCCCCCUGCGACUCGCAAUCGACAUUUCCAUCUGGCAAUUCCAAAUCCUCGCUGCGCGGGGCGGUUCCAACCCAGCAGUCCGCACGCUCUUCUACCGACUCGUGCGCCUCUUGGGGCACGCAAUCCAACCGCUCUUCGUCUUCGAUGGGCCCAACAAACCCGCCUUCAAACGCAACAAGCGCUCCUACAGCUAUGGCAACAGCCACGGCGUGGCGGACGCCAUGGCCAAGCGCAUGAUUCGCUUGUUUGGCUUCAUGUGCCAUGAUGCGCCUGGUGAGGCCGAGGCCGAGUGUGCGCUCCUGCAGAGGGAAGGGGUGGUGGAUGCGGUGUUGAGUGAGGAUGUGGAUACCAUCAUGUUUGGGUGUCGCAAGACGCUGAGGAAUUGGAGCGCUGAGGGGGCGAGAUCAUCCAAGACGCCGACCCAUGUGAGUGUGUAUGAUGUGGAUGAGAGGAAGGGGGGCAUCAAUGGGUUGGAUCGGGAGGGGAUGGUGUUGGUGGCGUUGAUGAGCGGGGGCGAUUACUUGCCUGAGGGAGUACCCGGGUGUGGUGUGAAGGUCGCUUGUGAGGCGGCGAGGGCUGGCUUCGGCAAGGAGCUUUGUGGCAUUAGGAGGGCUGAUGAGGCUGCGCUGGAGAGGUGGAAGGAGCGGUUGACGAGAGAGUUGAGGACGAAUGAGAGUGGGUUUUUCAGGACGAGGCAUAAGGCGUUGGAUAUCCCGGAGGGGUUUCCGAGCUUGGAGGUGUUGAGGUACUACACCCAUCCGGUGGUGUCGAAAUCGGAGACGGUGCAAAGGCUGAAGAGACAGUUUCCGGGGAAGCAAGACGUGGAUGUGGAGGGGUUGAGGGUGUUUGUGAGGGAGACGUUUGAUUGGGAGUAUCGGACGGGAGCUGUCAAGUUUAUUCGUGUGCUGGCACCGAGUUUGCUUGUCCAGUAUCUGUUGCAAAGGUCCGAGGGUGAUGAUGACACUGAUGAUCUCGGUCGUAAGGAGAAAGAGGAAGCAGUGCUCGUCAAGGGGAUCAAGAGCCGGAGAACGCAUCUUAGUACGGAUGCGACUCCCGAGCUGAGGAUAUCCUAUGUUCCGAUUGAGAUUGUUCCGUUGGAUCUGGACGCUGAGCCUGAAGAGGAUAAUGAGGGUUUCGGUCGGGGUGGGCUGGCUCUCAACAGCGACGAUGAGUUCGAUGCUGAAGAUGAACCGCCAGGUAGCACCCAAGGCGGCAGCGGCGCGAAGCCGUUCGAUCCAUUAAAGCCUGACCUUGCUUGGAUUCCGGAAACAGUUGCUAAACUGGGCGUUCCUCUGACAGUAGAAAUCUGGGAGGAGAAGCAACGGGCAAAGGAGUUGAAGGCUGCGAACAAGGGGACAAGAAAAGCACAAACGACGAAGCGAACAGGAGGAAUGCCUGCUGCCGCGUUGGAAAAGUACGUCAAGGUCACAAAGGGGUCGGCAACUGCUGGCACUGUCACGAAGUCAACGAGCGAUUACUUAUCAUUGGAUUCAUCACCUCCCAGGUCAUCACAUAUUGCCCCGCCCAGGUCGUCUUACGUCCCUUUUUCCAGUCAGCAACUUCCUCCGCUUUCGUCAGAUCGUUUCGAGACAGCAACAACUACCUCUCUCAAGACCACAACAAGCAAAGGUACCACAAAGACAUCUUCCUCCCGGACUACCAGCAAAAAGACAGCAGCUACAUCACGACCACCAGCCGGCAACCCUUGGUCACUCGCCGGUUCACAAGCAAGCACCAAGAUCACGAAGAACAUUGCAUCUUCUCAACCAACAGCAAAACAAAGCCUUUUCGACCACGAACCUAUUCUGAUCUCGUCCAGUCCAUCGGUUCCCGGAAAGAGAUUGCCAAAUUCCCCACUGGAGAACAACAGGCCGUUUUCGCCAGAUCCAUUUGGCAGUAGUCCGCCGCGGAUUGCUCCUUGGAAGGAAAGGCUACCGGCAACAAGAACGACGUCAGAUCCCACACGGCACCCUUCUCAAAGAUCUAUGCGCGAUGAAGAACCAUUACGGUGGCGAUCUCAGUCAUCAGCAUUAGCAAGUUCACCGAGGAAGGGACCGGCGUUUGGCAAAGACAAGACGCCCACCAAGCAAAGGUCAAUCCUGGAUUUUGGAUACCCUUCUACUACCAGGGAGCAAGCUGGGUCCAGGUUAUUUGGCAGGACACAGAACGCGGUCCUGCCUUCGACGACGGGUAAGACGUUUGACCCGCUAUCGGAUGAUGACGAGGAGUUUGAGAGAACAAUGCUUGCAUCACUGAAGAGCAGUAGGCUAAAGACCUUUGAUCCUAAACCACCACACCGGGUAGGCACCUCGUCCUCGUCUUCAUCACUUUUGCCUAGGAAAGAACAUAACAGAUAUGCACGUCAGGACGAGACCGACGAAGAUGCCGAGCUCGAGAAAGCAAUUCAGGCGUCGCUCAAGGAUAUCCGACCGACGAGUUCAGCACCUGUUGCUUUCUCUCGAACGCAGGCUCACUCUCCCUUAUUCCGGAGACACAAGGCCGACCUCAGUAGCCUCCACGAAGAGGAAGACUCGGAUGACGAUGACUCGUUUGUCUCCAUCGGAUCAUUGACUCGUCAAAAGUCGCCGUCCCCGUUACGACCACGAGCGGCAGCGACUCUCUCGCCCUCAAUAUCAGCAAGGAGGGAGCUAGCGAGAGAGAAGAGAUCCUCGCCGGCUUUAAGAUCAUCACCGGUUCCAUCUCCAAGAACAUUCCAGCGAACAGAGAAUACUAGGAGCAAUCUCUUGAGCAGCAAAUGGGACUGGAGUGCCCUGGAAGAUGAUGCUGGACAUGGUGCACGGGCAACCGGCGCUGACAGGACGCUUAGGGAAGCAAGUGAUGGUUCCUCCAGAGCGACUCCAAAGAGAAGUCUCUUGUUUCCUGGCCUGAACCAGGAUUUAGCAGAAGACGAGGUCACCAUUAAAGAGAUGCGACAUCAGACUGCAAGGGAAGGUAGCGGUAGAAGAUGGCGGUUGAGCGAAGCAUCGGUUAUUGAUCUCACCGGUGAUGAUUGAGUGCAUAGAUAUUGUAUACCUUUCUGGCUAUAUAGUUAGGAUUGUUAGUAUAAUCAAUUUUGGUAAUAUCGUUG